UGGAGAGCAGUACGGGCAGCGCUCGCAGUGACCCCAACUACUUUGCCAGCACUGGCGCCAUGGGCGGCCAUAUGAUUCCGGUGAUGUCACAGGAGUAGUCAUGAUCUGUGUGACAUCAGCAGAUUGAUCGUGGCCGCCACUUGAUCACCGUGAUGUUAGAGGAUCAGUCAUACGAUCCUUGUGACUCAUAGGUUAGUCGCAUGCGCGGCAGGUUACCUGUGAUGUGAGAGAGUUGUUCUGGGAACUCAAAGGAUUAGUCACAACUGCCGGGCGAUCCCUGUGAUAUCGACAUCAGGGGAUUAGUUGCAAGCGUUUGGAAGGGAUGUUGGGCUCUGAGCCAUGGUACACUAGGGACUUACCGGGCACAACACAACAGAACAGACAUGGAGAUGAGCGACAGAGUUGACAAGUUGGAAAGAAUACUGCGAUUUUAUUCAGGGAGGUUCUUUAAUUUGAUGGUGUUUCAUGGUACAAAGGUACAUAGGCCUUGGCUGCAACUCAGAGAUAAAGCCAGCCAGGUAGAUUUGGACAAUCUAACAAGCCAGCCAACUUGCAAUUGCUCCGGACUUUCGUUGGUCUGCACAGGUUUGGCUUGGACUGAAGUAUUCUCUUUUCUUACAGCUAGGCGCAAAAUUUUAUUUCAAGCAGUGGUGCAAGGACGAUGGCUGUGGUGUAACAGCUUGGCGGUACUGUGUGACUUAACUUUCAAUACAGCAGCAGCAUGCUUGAUCAUGCGUGCGCGGUAAAAACUAUGCACAGGUGCCAGCGUUGUAGUAAUUACCGGUGUGUGAGGAAAUAUAUAACCUUAAAUUCUGAUUUCCGAUUC
Molecule: messenger RNA, 826 nt
Organism: Coccomyxa subellipsoidea C-169
Lineage: Eukaryota; Viridiplantae; Chlorophyta; Trebouxiophyceae; Coccomyxaceae
Exons: 1
Coding region: 384-746 (120 amino acids)
Source: RefSeq, a predicted model, not a curated record